Anthonomus grandis grandis is the source of this 2294-nucleotide messenger RNA. Its product is annotated as U3 small nucleolar RNA-associated protein 14 homolog A. The record is from RefSeq and is a predicted model, not a curated record. NCBI's taxonomy places the organism in Eukaryota, Metazoa, Arthropoda, Insecta, Coleoptera, Curculionidae. Bases 153 to 2276 code for a protein of 707 amino acids. Gene Ontology annotation, cellular component: small-subunit processome; nucleolus. Gene Ontology annotation, biological process: rRNA processing. The transcript has 2 exons.
AAUAAUCCUUAAACAUUGGCAACGCCUCAGAUCAGUAGGCUGCCCUGUCAACCAUUUGACAAUCACGCAUAACCUCACAUUUUAAAACAUGUGUUUGUAAAUAUUAGUGUCCUAUUACCAAAAACCUUUUUUUUUUUAAUAAAAAUAAAAAAAUGAGCGACGACAGUGACUUUAACAUAUCAGACAACGAUCUGGACGACAGCAAAGACGCCUCAAUAGUUGAAAAAGUAUUAAACUUGAACAAAUCGUCACAGUUAAAGAAACCUUGCCGUACAGAACCGGCCCUACAAAUAUCAGAAUUUAACUUGGUGAAGUCGGUUACCGGCCAAAAGGGGUCCGUCCAUAUAGACGAUUUGGCUAAGGUUCUAAAAACCCGUAAGAAACAUGCGGAAAUUAGCAAAAAAAUUGACUCGACCAAGAAGAAGAGUCACACUUUGCCGAAGCCCUUGGAGAAACCCCAGAGGGAGAAAAUCAAACGUUCGGUGGGUUACGAGAAAAACCGAUUCCUGUUUGACCGGUGGGAGGCUUUCGUUACGGCCAAUCGGGCGCAGGCACAUCACAGUUUCCCACUGGACGACUCUGAGGAUAUAAAAAUUGAAAAAAACGAGGCCGCUUCCUUCCCCAACAGUUGGACUUACAAAUCCGAUUUAGAAAAGCGUCUCGAGCAACUGGACAAAGUAGAAGAGUACAAAAUCGAGGAAGAAACCGAUAGAGACGAAACCCCACUAACACUAGAAGAACUGAAAGAAAAAAGAAAGGAGGCGGCAAAAUUACGAGCUCACCAGAGCUACAAGGAAGCGAAAGCCCGCAGACAGAAUAAAAUAAAAAGCAAAAAGUACCACAGGAUUUUACGUAAGGAGAAAAUAAAGGAAAAGUUAAAAGAGUUUGAGGAGUUACAAAAGACCGACCCCGAAGAGGCCUUGAAGAAGUUAAGUGAGAUCGAGAAGGCCAGGGCCCUGGAGAGGUUCAGCUUGAGGCAUAAGGGCACAGGACAGUGGGCCAAGAGUAAACAAGUGAGGGCCAAGUAUGAUAAAGAGAGUCGUCAAGUUUUAGCAGAGCAACUAAAAAUCAGCAGAGAAUUAACCCAAAAACAGAAAGUCGAAAGCGAAUCUGAAGAUGAGGGUUUUGUAACUGAAGAUUUUGAGGUUUCGAAUGGGAAAAACCCUUGGGUGGGAGCCGUUAAGCCCGAUAAGGACCUUAGGGAUUUCGUUAGCGGUUAUAAAAAGUUUUGGAGUGAAAAAAAUAAGGAAACUGUGGUAAACGGUGUUGACGAACUUAAAAGUGAUGAAUUAAAAGAAAAACAAGGGGGCGAUGUGAAGGUUACUAAAGUAAAAAAGAGAAAAGUGGUGCAAAGUGUGGAGGAAGUGCCGAAAUUGAAGAAAAAGAAAAGCGACAAGCCCAAAACAAAUAUGUUGAAUGCUUCCGGUGAGUGGGACAUUGAAGAUUUAUUUGAGAAUGCCGAAAGAAAAAUUGAGAAAAAGCUUAAAAAGCAAAAAGGCAUCGGAAAGGUCUCAGUUAAAAAAGUCAAGAAGCCCACAAAUAAGGCGACAAAAACAAAAGUCGACUUGGCAAUGCCCAAACAAACUAAAAAACAAAUAAUUGAUGAAGAAUUAAUAGAAAAACCGUCUACCGAACCCGAAGGAACCACCGAAAACAUAAGCAACUUAAACUCGAUAUUAAACAGUGCAGGACCAGCGAAUACAACUGCCAACCUAAAUCCUGAACAGUUCGUAAAACCCACUGCAACAACAACCCUAGAUUCCGCAAUGCCAGACCUAAUAACCGAAAACGAAAACCCCACGACUAGCCAAAGAAGCAUCAUAAUGGAGGCCCUGGAAGACAACGACAUAGAAGAAGACUUCAAUAAAGAAAAACAAGCGGAAAUCGACAAAGACAAACCGCAAGACAUCGACCUGAACUUACCGGGUUGGGGCUCGUGGGCCGGCACAGGAAUCGACCCAAAAAAGCAGCGAAAACGCAAAAGAUUCAUCGUAAAGAUGCCGAAAGAGAUGCCCAGGAGGGACGAGAACAAGGGGGCCUUAAUUAUAAACGAAAAGGCCGCCCUUAAAGCGAAACCCCAUUUGGUCUCCGAGGUUCCGUUCCCGUUUAAGAGCGUUAAGGAUUACGAGGCCAGCAUCAGGGCCCCGAUCGGGAACACUUUCGUGCCCGAGUUGGCUUUUAGGAGGUUCAUUAAACCGACCGUUGAGACUAGAAUGGGGGCGAUCAUUGAACCCGUCACCGUUAGUAAUUUAAUGGGGAAACCUAAGAAGAAAUAAAAUUAUUUUUGAGAAGUU